Messenger RNA from Oreochromis niloticus (Nile tilapia), 3374 nucleotides. RefSeq lists its product as uncharacterized. The coding region runs from base 1953 to 3152 and encodes 399 amino acids. The transcript has 4 exons. Gene Ontology annotation, molecular function: nucleic acid binding. Lineage: Eukaryota; Metazoa; Chordata; Actinopteri; Cichliformes; Cichlidae. The record is from RefSeq and is a predicted model, not a curated record.
CAUGCCUCUGUGCUGGGACAGGCCUCAGGACUUCAUCCACAUCACAUGUUAUGGUCUCCCUUGCAAGGCAACGAGGAAAGAAUCCUUUAGCAUGCCGAAUUCAGCCCUGGCAAGAUUCCAGUCCUAUCUCACCACAUGCUCCAUUCAUUGCUUGAAGUAGAUUUUCCUUUGUGUAAGGGUUUCGGUCAUAUACUUUCCAUCUCCAUGCUGAGAAAAACUCCUCAAAAAGGGACAGUAUGGUGGAAGAAACACAUUGAUAAAAUGCUGCUCAUUGUGAAACCAAUUGUAUAUUCUUGGACCAUGGUGAAAGCUCACAUUGUCCUAAAUGGGAUGCUCUGCCUACUCGUGAUCUCUCUACUUUGCUUGAGUAGAGAGAAGUAGAGAGAUCGCGAGUAGGCAGUAGUAGACCAUCCUGGAAUGUUGCUAGAAGUUCGGUGUUGUGUGGCUCAACAGUAACAUGACUGUGGAGAACCCCAUAGCUGCAGCUAUGGGGAUAGUUACAUUUCCACCACGCUGGCCAGGCAGUUCAGUUCAGUAAUGGCAUUGCGACCUUUUCUUCUCCUUUUUGCUAGAUUCAAAAUGUAUGUUGUCUUCUAUAAUCCACUGCUGUAUUUCAUGCAGUCGAAUUGCAUUAUUCUGAUGGACCAUAUCCACAAUAAGUGUCUCCUGGUGUUGUGAGCACAUGCAUGUUCUUCCACCCUCACGUGGCCGUCUUUCAAUUCUAAACAAAAUACCAUUUAGUUAUAAGUAUACUUGUACACAUAGCACAUGUAUACACCAUACUAUUUCAUUUACAGAACUAAAAUUAGUUUGGUGUGUACAGAGAAUCUUUGAGCUUGACUGAAUGGUUAGGCCUCAUGAAUACAUCUUUGUGGAGGAAGCUGUAUUCAAUCUCGCAAAAAGCAGAAGAAGAGGUUGCAGCAUGUGUUUUCAAUUUUGAGUGGUAGUGUGUUAAUGAUGAAAACAGUGUGUUAGUUGUGUUUAAUUUCUGUGGCCUGUGUGCACCAUUCAGGGUACAAGUGCACCACAUUGCUAAAUGUGUUUUGUGUUUGAGAAUGUGUUUAGAGUUUUGGUAAAUGGGAGAUUCAGAUUCGCAAAUGGUGUCCUAACCAGAUGAAUAGUGUUUAAGAUUUUGGCAACUGUGGGAUUGAUUUGAUGAAAGAGUUUUCAUAGUUGACAGUUUAGUUUUUACAAUGGGAUUUAGUGUUUUAGCAAUUCAGAAAAACUGUAAGACCUUUAACAUAUAUGUGAAAAAACAACAUGAAAUACUUAUUUUUAGUUUUACUCUCAUACUGCAAUUCACUGCUAUGCUUAAAUAAAUAUGAUGACUAGGCAACUUAAAUUUUUCUCUCUUGUCCUCUCUCCUUUGCUCUGUCUCUCUCUCUCCCUCUGUCGCCUGGCCGGAACUCAUGGGUUUCUGCUUUUGGCCUACACACCUGUGGGAUGGUGAACACCUGCAUCCCAUUAGCCUCCCACUAUUUACAGUUUUUUACAGACGCUAGGACACAUUUCGCAAUACUUAGGUCACUUUUGCAAAACUCCUCACACAGUGAGCACAACAGAAGUCUAUGUGGGCUAAACUGAGGAUCAGUUAUCAUUGUUUUGGCACAAAAUGCAUUCAAUGACUACAUCUCUCAAAUUUCAUGAAUUAUUUUCUCACUCAGACACAACAACUGCCAAAAAUCUUUGUACGUACAGGACAUUUUGCAUGCACUUACAUACUGUUUUCAAAACUGUUAAACUUAUGGUCAAAACAAUAACAUAAUGCAAAACUGAAUAAGACAGCAAAAUUCAACAGCAAUAUUUUAUUGAAACAUAUUUUAAAUCUAAAAAUGCAGUUUAACCAGCCACAGCUGAUUCUCAUUGUAGAUGAACAUCUACACAGGUGCUACUCCUUCAAUUUCAGUACAAAAGGAGACAACUGCUGAAUAGGUUUGUUUUGUGAUGUAAACAUGGACCCAGCCAGAAAUGGAGAAGUGGCUGAAAGAGGAAGAAGAGUGGCUGGGAGGGGGCGAGGAAUACGUAUGCAUGGUGGAAGAAGAAUAAGAGGAAGAUCAAGAGCUGUAGUCGCAGAUGAGAUCAGAGCUACUGUAAUUGAUCAUGUAGUAAAUUAUGGUCACUCAAUGAGAGAGGCUGGUCAGAGAGUGCAGCCAAAUCUGCAACGCUCUACAGUGGCAUGUAUUGUUAGAGUUUUCCGGCAAACCAACAGAACUCAACGGUUACCUCACACAGGAGGGAGAGGACGGAUGUUCACUGAUGUGCAGGAAACUGCCAUUGUUGAUAUGGUCAUCAGAAACAAUGGGAUAAAACUCACUGAAAUUAGACACAGAGUCUUGGCAGACAACGUUACUUUCGCAAAUAUUCACAGUGUAAGCAUAACAACAAUUUCUAGAGUCCUGAAAAAACAUCAGGUCAGGAUGAAACAGUUGUACACUGUGCCUUUUGAGAGGAACUCUGAACAUGUCAAGCAACUCAGGAACCAGUAUGUCCAGAGAGUCAUGGAGAUUGAAGGCAGGCAAACACACCACAUUUUCAUCUUUGUGGAUGAGGCAGGUUUCAACUUGGCCAAAGCACGGCGACGAGGGAGGAAUGUGAUUGGGAAGAGAGCCACAGUGAAUGUCCCGGGCCAGAGGGGUGCCAACAUCACAAUGAGCGCAGCAAUAUCCACUGAUGGACUGCUGUUACACAGACCACUAAUUGGGCCAUACAACACUGAACGGCUCCUUGCGUUCCUGCAUGAUCUCUAUGGAAGGGUUGUGCUAGGUGAGGAAAGGGAUGCGGAGAGAAGGAAUCAGCCAACAUUUAUAAUUGUAUGGGACAAUGUGGCAUUUCAUCACUCCCGUGCAGUCACCGAGUGGUUUGCAGCCCAUCCCAGAAUGGAGUCUCUUUUCCUUCCACCUUACUCUCAAUUCCUCAACCCCAUAGAGGAAUUCUUUUCCUCAUGGCGGUGGAAGGUUUACGACCAUCAUCCACAUGAUCAAAUGUCCCUCCUGGAUGCAAUGAAUGCUGGAUGCCUGGAGAUAUCAGCAGAAGAUUGCCAGGGAUGGAUCAGGCAUGCCAGAAGAUUCUUUCCUAGGUGUAUUGCCCUAGAUGACAUAAGAUGUGAUGUGGAUGAGAACCUGUGGCCAAAUGGAGAAGACCGAGUAGAUUAGCAUUACUAUUGUAUGUGUAUCAGUGGAUGGUGUGUAUACAAAUUCUUGUAUUUUGGGAUUACUUAGUGCAAAAAAAUAAAAAUACAUAAACAAAUAUUAAUGAAUUCUGCAUGAUGUUCAUUCCAGUAACAUAUAUUGAAAUUAUGAACAGAGAUGUGUCCUUGUUUUACACAAGAAAACACUGUGUAAUGCUACAUGUUGUUAGUGUUUUUUAGGUCAUUG